Messenger RNA from Aphis gossypii (cotton aphid), 1762 nucleotides. RefSeq lists its product as uncharacterized. The transcript has 2 exons. Bases 308 to 1288 code for a protein of 326 amino acids. The record is from RefSeq and is a predicted model, not a curated record. NCBI's taxonomy places the organism in Eukaryota, Metazoa, Arthropoda, Insecta, Hemiptera, Aphididae.
UGGUGAAAAAUGUAAUAGACGUAUACGUUAUCGCUCCACAAUUUUAAAUAAUCAACUAGAAGAUUUAAUAAAUAAAUAAAUUUGUUUAAAUAAAUCUAUUUUUUUUUUAACCUGAUUUAUAUUAUUUCUUUUUUUAUACACCUACUUAUAUAGAAGUAUUACUUUGUUCAUAAUAGCUUUUCCAAAACAUAAAAAAAAAAAAUGUUUUUUUUUAGAAAAUGGAUUUACUUAACCAUAUCUUAAUUGAAAUUCAUCGAUUGGAUGAAGAAAUCGAUGAUAAUGAUGAGAAGGAAGUACAAAUCUCAUUAUGAACAGAAAUAUAAUAACAAAAAAACAGCGUAUGAACACGAUUGGAAGUGGACUUAUUGAAAUAGAAAGAUUUAGAAAAGGUUCAAAAACUUUCAUAAUUAAGAACUGUGAAAAUUAUAUAGAUUACAAAUUAUUUUUUAACUAUAUUUUACAUGAGUUAAUUUUAAAGUUAAGACAAUCGUGUAUUAAAACGUCGAUCAAAUUUAAUUUACACGUUGACGCUACUUACACACGUCCUAUAACACAUGAUAAACAAGAUGUGGCUUUUAAAACUUCGAAUGUUUUAGCAUGUAAUUCAUCCGAUUUCGCUAGUUUGUUAAACAUAAAGUUUGAUAAAAUAUUAGCUGAAGAAUCUGAAUUUAUUGCUAAAGGUUCAGGAUGGACACUUGUUUCAAUAGAUGGGUUACAGUUGAGAAUCAAUUUAGUAAAUCCAUUAAAAGGAGGUACAUAUUUAGAUUUACCUAAAUUUAUACGAGAAAAAAAGGCUAUUAUAAACGUUAAAAAUAAAGAUAAAUACUGUUUUAAAUAUUCUAUACUAACCAAAUAUGAUAAGCGUUCUAAUAAAUCACGAUUUAACCAAAAAUAUUUUGAUUUUCUUGAAAAAAAGAGUGGGUUAGAUUUUAAAUGUAUUGAUUUCCCAACACCAAUAAAUCAAAUUAAAAAAUUUGAACGUUUAAAUAAUGUUUCAGUUAAUGUUUAUAGUUUAAAUAAUAAAGGUACUAUUUUCCCUCUAUUUAUAAAUAAUAAAGAAGAAAAAAAUCAUUUUGAUUUAUUUUUUGUCAAUAAUCAUAAAACAUCACAUUAUUGUUAUAUUAAAGAUUUUUCAAGAUUUAUUAGAAGUCAGAAAACUAAAAAUUGUUCUAAAUUAAUUAUUUGUAAGAGGUGUUUUACAACUUUUGGAAAUAAACCAUGUAAAAGUAAACUUUGGGGUGAAACAGGAUUAACUGAACAUAAAAAAUGUGUAGUAAGAAUAAAUUAGGAAGACCGAUAAUGUUUGAAGAAGGAAAAGAAAAUAAAUUCAUAUUUUUUAAAAGUUAUAAAAAAACUUCUAGAAUACCAUUUGUUAUUUAUGCUGACUUUGAAUGUAUUUUAAAACCUAAACAGACAAAUGAAUUCACUAAUACUAGUAAAACUUAUAUCACACAUUUACAUGAAAUUAUGAGUUAUGCAUUUUAUGUAAAAGUUGACUAUAAUAUUAUCACAGAAAAGUUAAUGCAACAGUUUAAAAUUCCAACAAACAUAAUAAUUUAUAGAGGUAUUGAUGCGGCAAAAAAUUUUAUGGAAAAUAUGAUUGAUAUUUCAAAAAAAAUAAAUGAUAUUUAUCAAAUUAAUGUACCAAUGAUUACGUUGACUGAAAAGGAGGAAAAAGAAUUUCAAAUAGCAAAGGUUUGUAAAAUAUGUUUAUUAUCUUUUGAAGAAAAUGAAUUAUUUAAAGUUAGAGAUCACUGUCAUA